AAUGUGUUAGAACAUUAACAUCUUAUGACUUUAAGCAGGUUUCAUUUAUAGUUUAAUCAUAUAAAUAUUGAAGAGAUAGAGAUUUAGGAAGACAAGAAGCUCGGUGUCUACUCACAGUACCAUCUUCAGCAGGAAUCUGUGAUUGGUUAAAGCUUUGUCGCCCACAAUGCGUUUCACCAUCGUCUUCCUCUUUCUCUUUGUCAUUACUGUUGGCAAUGCUCUGCGCUGUAUGAGACAAGCCAAGAAAAUGAAGGCGCCACAGGAAUGUUCAAAGCUUGAAACCAAAUGUUUAACACAUGUAAUGAAAAACGAUGUCUUAAAGUAUUGUGCCAAAAGUUCAGAGUGCACAACCACUAAGGUGAUGGCUCUGCCUGCGGAGAAGGUUACGUGCUGCGACACGGACAUGUGCAAUGCCUGAGAUGAAUCUUCCAAGUGCGGUGCCAGGAUUUCCGUGUGACUUGGUUUUCCCAAACAUUGACCCCAAAUACAUGUCUGACUUCUCUCUUGACUUCUAUAAACACUCAGAUGCUCUAUUGUCCCUUAAUGUCCAUUCAAUAAACAACCCUUAACUGCAA
This is a messenger RNA of Xenopus tropicalis (tropical clawed frog), 575 nucleotides long. RefSeq names its product xenoxin-1. The record is from RefSeq and is a predicted model, not a curated record. NCBI's taxonomy places the organism in Eukaryota, Metazoa, Chordata, Amphibia, Anura, Pipidae. The transcript has 4 exons. The coding region runs from base 167 to 418 and encodes 83 amino acids.